AAUAAAAUCCUUAGUUAAAUAAAUUUAAAAACUCCCGCGGAUAUAUAUUUUUGAAUAAUACAAAAUAGAUGGCGCGUAUAAUUGUUGAUUAUAAUCAAAAUGGCAGCAUGUUAAUGGUUACUCUGAAAAGACUUUGCCCAAAGACGGACGCGUUAAAUUUAACCGCGUUAUUAUUUAAUAAUAAUAAUAUUUUAACUAAUAAAAUUAUUUUGCCGUACAAUAAUCUUACUGUAUUUAUGAUAAUACGUUAAAUUGAUAAUUGUCAGUGAUAAUAAAACCUGUUGUAAAUUUAAAUAGUGUGUUGUCGUCAAACAUUUUUUUUUUCUUUAUUAUUUUAUCAUCUCUCGUACACACUGAAUUUUGGUGCGCGAUGAUUCGCGAAGGGUUGUAGCCAUAUUUACAAUACCAGUAUCAGUAAACUUUUACACGUAUAUAAAUUUAUUUUACAUUCAUAAAGGUUUUUUUUUAAAUAUAUAUAAAAUUUGUUAUCUUAUAAUUGACUACUGUGUAGACAAAAGCUCAUUUAGCUUUUAAUCAAUUGGUUUAUGCUAAUACGUGUGAUUAUUAAUGUGCAAUCAGUGACAUAAUGAUCAGUUGAUGAUAGCCAACGUAUCUGGAUGUCGUUAGUUAUCUCUUUUAAAGACAAAUACUUGUCAAGUUUAUAAAUAACAUUACACGGUGUAAGUUAUUAUUAUUUUAUGAUAAUAAAGACAGCUAAGAAUUCUGGACACUUUUACUUGUUCAGAACAAUGACUAUUUUAUUGCUGGAUAUUUUUGCGGAUUAUUAAUUUCUAUUAAUGGUGACAAGUUAUUGAAAUUUUUUAUGUCUACAUGGUUUGGAGCAGAACCACUGAAGAAACGACCAAAGAUAAUGUUAUGUUUGACAUAAAUAACAAUAACAAUUAUUCUUUAAAAAAAGGCCUGCAAGGUGCAGGCUAGGCACAGUAGUGCCACUUUCGGGUGAUGGAUCCAGUUGGUCCAUGGUACGCCUCGUACAAUCGUUUGACAACAGGAACAGCCGCCGGCGCAUUUCAAGCCGGCGGAGCAACAGCAAGUGGUGAUUUUGUGCCUCACCAUCUUGGAUCACCGACGACUAUUAAUCAAACUUCACCAUCGCCGUCGUCAACAACGUCAGUGGUGGUGCCGACUACGACCUCACAGUUGCUGCUGCAAUCAUCUCACACCACGGCUUCAUUGGCCGGUCAAUCGCCGCCAUUUAAUUCUGGUGGUUUUUUGUCACCGCCGCCGGUUGGUUAUGACGUAUUCUCACCGCUGUUUCAUCAUUCAAAUGUCAAACAAGCCCAUUAUAAUGUCACAACAGCCGGUGGCUCGCAACGCGGCGGUCAACCGAUGGUACAGUCUCAGACUAGUACUGUCAGUAAACAAACAACACCCGAGCCAGAAGUUGUCCCGGGUGUUGUGCGGGAAAACUAUACCACCAAUCAAACCUCAUUCUUUGAGCACCAAUCACAAACAACCUCACCGACGACUUCCGCGUUGCCCUGGAACUCGAGCAGUUCUCAGCUACCCAGUCCGUUUGGAAUUCUGCCGCACGAGAGUGUAGUUUCUCCCUCGCCAGCAGCUCCACCGGCAACUAAAUCAACAAACAACAGCAAUAGCUACGAAAAUAAUUUCAAUCCUCACUUUACAACUGGACAGCCUAUUGGUACUAUUAAUUCAUACGCAACGGACAAUGGUAAAAAAUUAUCAAGAUCAGCAUCACCUGUCACAAUAAAAUCAACAUCUCCUGGUACGACGCAGUCAUUUUUCCAACAAACAUCGACUACAUUUGAUCCUGAUCUUGCUGCGAGUUAUUCAAAUGACAACACUGCGUCAAAAGUACAAUCUUCGUUGCAUCAACAGCAAUCGUGUAUUGUAUCGACGUCAAACAUCGAUCAUCGAGUACCGCAAACCCACUCAUCACCAGUGUCAACUAUAUUUCAAAGCACUGGUGGCAGACCAACGGCCAUUCACACGCAGGAUAAAAAUUCUGUGGUACAAAAUCCACAGCCGGUACAAACAAAAGCACAAACUAAAGCGUACGCUGACAUGGGAAAUCAUGACCACCAGCGAACAGACACCAGCCUCGAAGCCAGCCAAUCAUCGCCCAUCAGUUUCUCUAUGAUGGAUGCACGGACUUUGAACUAUGCUCCCAAUACGCCCAAUAAUUGUGCCAGUAAUGCCAGUGGUAAAAUUACCACGAGUGCGCAACGGACGCCGCCCAACACAAAUCUACAUCAGCAGCAGUAUCAUGUUAUAAAUCAACAGCAGAGUCAACAGCCAGCUCUGCCACCGCAACAGCAAACAACACCCUACCGACAUUAUUCGACAGGGUCACAAAGUGAAUCAGAGUAUCACCAUCCCGGUAGAUCAAAGUCUGCUGCAUCGACUGACUCUGCGUAUUCAUCAAACACGUCGACGCAAAACGGACCCGACUGCGGAGUUGUUGUGCCGCGUAGACCGAGUCCUCUGCAAGCUCAUUCACAGGCGAGUCCUCUCAGCCAUGUACCCAGUCCGGCAUAUCCGAUGUACAAUAGUCCGAUGGCGGCGAUGUCAUCCCCGUCCCCGCUACCUCAACACGGAGACAAUAGUGCGAGUAAUCAAUGUGCCAAUGCUCAAACAUAUAAAGCUAUACAGCAACAGGUAACACCGCCUUCACCUCUGGACGUCUCUGUUACCAGACCAGCCUCCCAAGGUCAGGUUGCCUACUCAUCUGUAAUCACCCGUGUUCUUGGUACUUCAGAUAACACCAAAGCCAAUUACAGCGCUGAGAAUCGUAGCUACGAGCAUCAAGAUUUUGUACAAAGGCCAAAGCAACAACUAUGUUGGGAUAAUAAUGACACUCGACCCGCUCCUACCAACAGAAAGUUUCCAAUGACUGCGUACUUGCCUAACAAUGCGGAAAUAAAUUCUCAAACGCUGUCAAGCCAACAGCAGCAGCAGCAACUCAAUAUUCCCGAGCGACAGCAAGGUUACUUUGAUUCAAGUCAAGUGCCACUUCAAGAUCUAAGCAGUUGUCGUGCCGGCGAUUCAAUGAGUAUUGUCAAGAAUAUACAUCAAAGCUCGUCGUGUCAAAUUCAACAACAGCAGCAGCAGCAAUUGGGUGGCGUACCACAACCCGAAGAUCCGCAGAAACAAGUUGAAGAGCGACAGAGAAAAAUCGAUCCUAGCAAAAAGAGGCGCAGCUUUGAAAAAAGCUCCAUACAUAGUUCGACUUUUAACGAUCUCUCGUCAACAAGUACACCUGCGAUGAGCGAUUACCUCAGCCGAGUACCACCACCAGCUCACCAUAAUUCAAAUCAGCAGCCGCAAAACGGCUACUUUGAUUUCGAGAGAUGGAAUUUGGCGUCUGGCUCUAAAAUGUUUAGCAGUUCUGCGGGACCCUUUGGAUCCCAAAGUACUCUUCACCAUGCCGGUAAUUACGUUGGCAACUCGACGACUCAUCAGCACCAAUCACUGAUGGUUUCACAUCAUACUCCACCUAUAAAUCCUAUACCUCCAUACUUUCCGGCAUUUCAUCUACCACCUGGACACCAUCCUGGUCACCAUCCCCAUGAGUAUCACCAGUCUUCCAUGGACGUCAGUUCGAUCAGUUACAUCGGUGACAAUUCAAAUUCUGGUCACCACCACCAUCUUCACCAUCCCCAUCACCACAAUUCCAGUUCAACUGGCGGAUAUCAAGAUUUCCGUGAUGACCAACCGAAAGUUAUUGUUCCAAACAUCGAGGAGGAGCUGGGCUUUCUUCAGUCGAACCAGUUGCCAGUCGAGACUGCUAAUCAGGUGAACAGGGAUCUCAAGCCGGCGUGCAAAGACCCAAAUUCUGGUUUCAUGACAAGCUACUUGAAGUUUUUGCAGGGCGAGCGAGAACCCUCGCCACCACCUGCGAUUCGCGGAGGAAGGAAGACCACAUGGAACAGGUCGAAACCUUAUUUGCCACACGAGCCCAUUAAAUCAAUCAGUGAUAUCACAGCAUCAGCAGCAACCAAUGGAGACCUGUACAAGGGAUUAAAUUCGGCCAAAGAAACCCCGACAAUAGACUACGCCAACGAUCCACGGUACUUUCCAUUGCCCAAGGAACGAAAGAAACCUUACAUUGAUUCCAGCGACGACGGUAUUAUGAGCGAGGAUGAUUUUCCAUUUACAUUAAAAAAGAACGAUAAGAAUAAAUUAAAUAAUAGUAGUAGUAAUAAUAAUAAUAACAAUAAUAGUAAUAACAAUAACAAUAAUAUGAUGACAAAUGUUGAUAAUAAUGUUGUUAAACCACCGCCUAAGAAAAAGGGACGGCCGAUAAAACCCGGAGGUCCGACAGACAGAAAGAGAAAAGCCGCUGCAGCGGCUGCCGCGGCGGCUGCUGCUGAUGCAGCUGCAGGUAGGCCACAAAAAAAAACUGACAAUAAUUUAUUAUUAUUACCGCCUCGACGGGAAACGUCAAAACGUAAAGCUAAAGAGAAGGUUUCGACCAAACAACUCGCUGAAAAUUCCGACGAUGACGAGCAGGGCGACUCUGACUCAGACCCGGCCUGGACUCCGGCAGCCAAACUCACCGGUGACGAUGACGACAAGAAGAAAAAACGCGGCCGUCCGGUUAUUAGUAAAAAAACUAGAAAAAUGCUCGACGAUGACGAUUACUCGUCGAGUGAUUUGAUUCCGAAAAAAGGAAGAAAAAAAUCCGAUCACAAAAAUUCGGUAUUGAAAAUUGACGAAAAAUUGUUGGCGUCUGUUAGCGAUGAGGAUAUUGAUAUAUCGCCCUUUAAGCGAUAUAUUGAGGAUAAUGAAACUGGGUCGGGUGAGUUUGUUGUUAUCAAAGCUGAGUUGAAGGAGGAGUAUCCGGCGUUGUGGAGGAUAGACGGUAAAACGUUGCUACAAAAAUAUGAACCAUUUGAUUCAAAUGGCAAAACACUUUAUCGUAAUAUUUCAACGUACUCGGGUUGGACACCGCAAAAUCGGCAUAUGUAUCAACAAGUUCCGGUUAAAUUUUGGCAGCAAGGAAAAUUAGAAACUAUUGUUGAAUUUUUACGUGAUGAAAUGAUUAUUGAUGACAGAGAAUGUAUCAAUCGGUCUAUAAAAGAAAACGAAAAAUACCAAGAUAACUUUGAAGUUUAUGUACAGACACUAAUAUCCCAAGCACUAGAUUCAAAUUUCCUGACUGAAAUUUUCCAAGAACAUGAUGAAUAUUUUUUGUCAAAUGUUAAAAUGAUCGACGAAAUAACGGAGGAACGUAAACGGCGACUACUGUCGACGACUAAAUGGCAAACAAAUGUCGUAACAGUAAUAUCCACGUGGCCUUGCUUGAAUGUAUUGAAAGACUUGUCAAGCUCUGAGUGCAAAGGUAAACAAUGCAGUGGCUGUCAGCACAGCCAAAUUCAUGCUAGAGUCCUGUUGUACGGACAGCCAUACAAUGCUACGACAUUAGAAGGUUCUCCGCCAGACCCCGCAGUGCCUCAUGAAAAGGACUUUUUGCUAUGUCGAGUGUGUCAAAAGAAAGUUGCUUUAUUCAACAAAGUGGCGCAUCAAAAAUAUCUCAUGUUCCUCGAAUGUGCUAGAAGAGUUGCUGACAGAAGAAUAGCUGAUCCUAAUAAAGACACAACGACUAUUCUCAAUGAAUUGCUGGCUGACGAAACGUGGCUCAAUCAGUUAUUUAAAGAGGUACGAACAAUUUGGGCAGAAAUUGAUAGCAUAGAAUACCAAUCAAAAUCAAAAGUAAUAACAAAUUCAAAUAAUUCAACAUCACCACCAGAGAAUCAAGACUUAAAUCCCGAAGCGUCCAAUGUGCCAUUAAAUACAGAUUUUGAAAUGUCUACCCAACCAACCGAAAGUAAUAACUGUUUGUUAAAUCUUGAUACUAAUAACGAGGAUAUAAGUGCCAAUAUAUCCUAGUGAUUUUUAUUAUUUCAAUAAUUAUAAUAAGUAACGUAAGCUUUUAGAGAAUCGACCUAAAACUUUAUGGCAUGAAAAAAAAAGACUUUGAGUAAUGAUUUAUCAUUAACAAAACAAAAAAUAAUAAUAAUAACAACAAAUAAAGUAUUAGCUUAUUAAUAUUUGGAGUUUGUUGCCUUAAAAAUAAAUAAAAAAAUAAUAAUAAUAAAGUUAUAAUUAUUAGCGACGUAAAUUCAGUGAUAAAUUUUUUAUUGGGAUAAAUAAUAAACUCUAAAGUUUAUUAUUAUUAUUUUUGUUUUCACAAUUAUUUAUUUAAUAUGAAUAAAAGUUUAAAUAUUAAGUAAAAUAGUUGAUGAUAAAUAAUGCUGGUGGUUAAAUAAAUAUUGGACAUAAAAACUGCUGCUACUAAGUCAACACGAUAACACACCUCAUGAUAUUGUGUAACAUACUCAUACAGUGCAACUUGAUAACUAAUAUUAUAUAACAAUGACAACUUUGGGUUGUCGUAAAUAAAUAUUGUGUCUUUGGCCAUUCGCAUUAAUUUAAAAUAAAAAAAUACUAUAAGCUAUUGAUAAUUUAUAUCACUGUGAAUAUAGAAUACAUUAGGUAUUAUAAUAAUUAAUAAUGAUAUGAUAUAAUGUAUUUGUAUUGUGCUAAAUAGGUGCUAGGUAUGCAUAACUAAAUGAUAAUUAUCCUAGAUGAUUUUGUUAAUUUAUCAUUUAAUUACAUGAACUUAAUCAGUAAUCAAUACACCGUUUUAAUUGUAACUAUUUAAUCGCGGUGAUUUGUCAAUGAUUAAUAUAAAAACUUCCACUGUAAUAUAUACGCAUAGAUUUUUAAAUUCGCGUAAUUGUCGAAACAAAAUUUUUAUCCGAUUUAUAAUGAAAGAAUAUACAAAGUAAUCAGUUAAAUCUAUUUAGUUGAUUGAAUACUUCUUAGUUCAAAUUAGAAGUUUGAACGGGAGAAUUUUCAGACAGUGCCGCCCCCCCUCACACUAUUUAUAAAAUAUUCGAUGAUUUUUAAUUGUAAUGAUCGUAUUAAAAUUUUGAUAAUUAAUUAAAGACAGGCAACGUCGUUACAAUUUUGUCUAGACAUGGAUUUUUGAAAAAAUUACUCAGUUGAUAUCAAUUUAAAGUUAACAGGAAGUUGGAAAAUAAAUUUCGGUAAAGUUUUCAUGUCAACAUUUUAAUUUUGGAUGUCAAAUUUUUUAGACCAAAAUUUAUUUCAGAAUUUCGUUUAAAUCUUAAUUGGUAACAACAGAGUAAUUUUUUAAAAAUCUAUAUCUCUGAAAUUGUAACUGCGGUGAUAUUUUUUAAAUUAAUACUUUAAUUUUUUUGAAAUUAAUUAAUUAAAUUUUAAUACUUUUAUGACAGUUCAAUAUCAUUGAAUAUUUUUAAAAAGUGGGGGGGGGGGCACUGUCUGAGAAUGCCCUUAAAAUGAACUUGACGUACAAAAAUUAAUAAUUAGACUACUAGAUUUUUUUUAUUCCGGACAAAGUUUGUGACAUUACACUAGAUUGGAAUAAUGUUGCAUGUGGAAUAGAUUUAACUGACGAUUUUGUUAAGAUUUAAAAAAAAAUUAAUUCUGCGGACGACUUGUCAGUCGACUCGUGCAAUAAAAUUAAUGCUUUGACAAAACAUUAAGAGGUUGAAUGAAAAAAAUUUUAAUUUUUUUACAAACUUUAAUUAAUUUUAUAAAAAAAAAAAAGAAAAUUGCCAAGACGAUUUAAAAUUUACAUUAAUUCAUAUAAAUAUUUUUUUUCUUUUCUAAAUAUUUUUUUGUACUAGUAAUUUUUUUAGUACGCAUUUUUACACAUUACGCGAAUGUUGCCGCGAAUUACCAAUUAAUUAAUUAGUAUUUUUAAAAACAAAAAUUAACUUUUUAAAAAAAAAAAACUAAUCAGUAAAAAUUUAUGAUACAUUUUUUUUUUUUUAUUGCGCGAUAGAUUUAUUAAUUAAUUAAUAAUAUCAACAGUUAAUUAUACCGAUAAUUAAUCAUUAAGUUUUUAUCAAUUAUUAUUAUUUUUAUUAACUUUUUUUUUAAUGUUUUUUAUUUGUAUAAGAAUUUGAUUUUGUUAUAAAAAAUGUGGCAAAGUGAAGUCUUUUGAAAACUCUGACAUAAAAAAAAAAAAAAAAAUUAAGAUAACGAUGAAUGCGAGCUGAUUAAAAUGUAUUUUUAAAAUAUAUUAUAAAAAAAUUAUACUUGUAAAUUGUAUAAAUAUUCGUAACGACAUACGUUCUUCAUUGAUCAAUUAAUUAUUUAUUUAACUAAUUAAUUGAUUAAUAGUAGUUACGAUUUAAUAAGCUUUUCAUAUGUUACUCUUUUAUUUUAUACUUUUUAUUAUUAUUAUUAUUAUUAUUAUUUUCUUUUGUUUUUAUUUUGUUCUUGAAGUAAAUCAAAUGUUUUACUUAGAGACUUGAAAAAAAUGCGGGCAUUUGGGUGAAGUCGUAUCUGUAUAAAUAAAAUUUAUGUAAUUAUAAAAAAUAAUAAUUAAGAAAAUCAUAAAAAUAAUUAUUUGGUAUAUUUUUAAAAUUUUUUAAACAAAAUUUACUUUAAACAUUCGUGCCAUGCAAUAGCAUUGUAAUAUAUACUAACCAUUGCUCUGGUGUGCUUAUGUUUUUUUUUUUAUUUUUAUUUUUUACAUAUUAAUUAAUUAAUUAAUUAAUUAAUUAAUUGAUUAAUUGAAAUUAAGAAUAAUAAAAUAUUGAUAAGAAUGAUUAUUAUAAAAUAAUGAUAAUUUUUUAAAAUAAAUUUGUUAGAAUGUACGAUAGAUUAAUUAUAAUUUUUAAAAAUUAAUUUUAAAUCUCACUGAUGUUUAAACUUGCAGUGAAUUAAAUUUUAUUUUUCUGUAAUGAGAAAAAUAAUUCAAGUGAUGAAAUGUAAAGAAAUAUUAUCCGUUUUUUGUUGUUGUCAAAGUAACGGUAAUGAAGAAUUAUAAUAAAUUUAGAAAAUAUAAUCAAAAUAUAUUAUAUAUAUAUAAAUAUAUAUAUAUAUAUAGAAAAAUAUCACACUGGCAUAA
Molecule: messenger RNA, 8896 nt
Organism: Microplitis mediator
Lineage: Eukaryota; Metazoa; Arthropoda; Insecta; Hymenoptera; Braconidae
Exons: 10
Coding region: 964-5877 (1637 amino acids)
Cellular component (GO): nucleus
Source: RefSeq, a predicted model, not a curated record